Pistacia vera is the source of this 1386-nucleotide messenger RNA. Its product is annotated as receptor like protein 29-like. NCBI's taxonomy places the organism in Eukaryota, Viridiplantae, Streptophyta, Magnoliopsida, Sapindales, Anacardiaceae. The transcript has a single exon. The record is from RefSeq and is a predicted model, not a curated record. Bases 1 to 1386 code for a protein of 461 amino acids. Gene Ontology annotation, molecular function: protein binding.
AUGUGUUCUUCCUUGAUCUUCCUUCUCUUCCUUCUCCUGCUUUCUUCUUCUUCUUCUUCCUCCUCCCCCUCCUCCUCCAUUUCUCUCCAUUCAAACAUCAAUAAUAUGCUUCCACCUGAUGAGGCUGAUACCCUUUUCAAAAUCAUGGAUUCCAUGUCCAAUGACUUCACCUGGAGAGUUUCUUUCCCCAACCCUUGUCAACCUUCCUCUUCUUGGCCUGGAAUUGAAUGUAAACCAGGCAAAGAUGGUUUCCUCCAUGUCUCCAAGCUUCAUUUUGGCUCCAAACCAAACCCAUCUUGCAAGUACACUGCCACUUUCCCUUCUCAAAUCUUUUCUCUUCCUUAUCUUCAAUCUCUCUUCUUCUUCAAUUGUUUCACUCACACUCAAACCACCCUCUCUUUUUCACAAAACUCCAACUCUUCACUUCAACAACUCAGCCUCAGAUCAAACCCUUCACUUGUUGGUCCAAUCCCACCUCAACUUUCUUCUUUCAAGACCUUACAAAUCCUUACAUUAUCACAAAACCGCCUAAUUGGCUCAAUCCCUGUUAAAAUUUUCAGCUUGGAUUCUUUGUUACACCUUGACUUGAGCUAUAAUUUGGUGACAGGUACUAUACCAGUCCAAGUGGGGAAUCUCAAAAAUCUUGUAGGGCUUGAUCUCAGCUACAACUCACUUUCUGGCUCAAUCCCGAUCACAAUUGGCCAACUGGGUAUGCUUCAAAAGCUUGAUUUGAGUUCAAAUUUGGUUAGUGGUAGCAUCCCUGACAGCAUUGAGCAACUGGGUUCAUUGGUUUUUUUGGCUUUGAGUAACAACAAAUUGAGAGGAAGAUUUCCAAAAGGUUUGGCAAAGUUACAAAGCUUGCAAUAUUUCAUUAUGGAUAAUAAUCCCAUGUUUAUACCUCUGCCUAUAGAGUUUGGUAAACUAGUGAAGUUACAAGAACUGAGACUUGUAAGUUCAGGGUAUUCAGGUUCAAUCCCACCAAGCUUUUCACAGCUUAAAAAUUUAAGCUCUUUAUCUCUGGAAAACAACAGAUUAACAGGUGAAAUUCCAGUUGGUUUUGCCACUCUCUCUCACAUUUAUCACUUGAAUCUCAGCAGGAAUUUGUUGGAUGGUGUUGUUCCUUUCAAUGCAACUUUCUUAAACAGAUUAGGCAGAAAUUUGGAGCUGACUGGAAACCCUGGUCUUUGUUUGAGUCCUACUGAGGCUUAUAGUGUCAAGAUUGGAAUUGGGAUUAGUGUUUGUGGAAGCAACAAAAAUGGUUCUUUGGUUCAUCCAUUCAACAAAUCUGAAGCAGCUCCCAGUGGUUCUGAUCAACUUUCAAAUUCAAUAUUAAUUAUUUCUAUUGUUGCUUUGCUUGUCCUUUCUUUCUUUACAUUUCAUAAUUAA